AUGAUACUUUUUAUCCAUAACGGUAGCAUUCUAAUUCCGUCGCGGUCUCAAUCAACAGGUGAAGAUGUGCAAGGAACUAGGAUACGACAGAGCAUGGCAGCACUGCGGCUCACUAAUCCUGUUGACGAUAAGAAGAGGAUUCAAGAUAUGAAAGGAGGUCUUCAUGAAAAGUCAUAUGAAUGGAUAAAGGAGAAUCCCGAAUACAAAUCGUGGAGAAGUGAUGAUACAAGCCGUCGGCUACUUUGGAUCAAUGGUGACCCGGGCAAGGGCAAGACAAUGCUGCUUUGUGGCAUCAUCAACGAUCUGGAGGACAGCAAAAUGGAAGAUGGCAUCUUAUCCUAUUUCUUUUGCCAGGCUACCGAUUCGCAGUUGAACAGCGCCACUUGUGUUCUGCGCGGCCUAAUCUAUAUGCUCGCGAAGAAACAACCCUGCCUGGCCUCCCACGUACGGGACGAGUAUGAGAGCAGCGACUCAGCCUUCACGGAUAUCAAUGCUUGGUACGCAUUGGAAAGAGUCUUUAAGAAAAUUCUCGAUGAUCCUCACCUAGGAAGGGCCUGCUUCAUUAUUGACGCUCUUGAUGAGUGUGAGAUAGACAAGCGGAAGCUGGUGAAGCUGGUCGUUGAACAGUCGUCCGCUCAUGCUCAUAUCAAGUGGGUUGUCUCGAGUCGAAACUGCGACGAGAUUCGUAGCAUGUUGGGCAAUAUCUUCAACGAUCGCAAUGGCAUAGUAAAUCUAGAGGCCAACUCACGGGCGGUCUCCGAUGCUGUGGAUAUCUAUAUUCGGCAUAAGGUCUCCCGGCUUCGCAAAGUCGAGGAUCGAACGGUCAAAGAACAGCUCACCCAGAAAAUGUGUCAGAAGGCCCAAGGUACCUUCUUAUGGGCUGCUCUCACUGCUCAAGAGCUUCACGACGCCGAUAAAAGACACGUGCUAAAACUAGUCGACGAAACUCCUCCGGGAUUGGACGCUGUGUAUGAUCGCAUGCUCACCAAGGUUGCAGAGGUGAAGCGGGUUGUGCCCACGAAUUCUACAGUUUUUCAAGCGCAAAUUCCUGUUUUGGCUCGAAGCUUUGAGUCUACUAAAGGCAAUGCCAGAGGCCGUGAUUGCGAUGAAAAAGUUCGAGAAUUCACUCCAAUGGCCUUUUCACCUAAUGGGCUGCAAAUCAUGGCGGGUUUCACUGACGGCACCAUUAAGACGUGGGAUGCAAGUACAGGCGGUGACCUAAGGACGCUUCGGCAUGGAGCCCAAAUUAUGGCAUUGGAAUUUUCAACUAAUGUUAUGCGCGCUAUAUCAGGGUCUGGCGAUGGCACCGUUAAGAUCUGGGAUAUGGCUGUCGGUAGUACCGUCCGGACACUCCGGAGUGGCGGGAAGCUCAAGACAGUAACACUUUCGGCUGAUGGUAGACGUGCCGUUUCUGUAUUAACAGAUGGCACCAUCAAAGCCUGGGAUAUUGCUACAGGUAACACCUUACACACACCUAAACAUGGAGACAUCGUUCACACGGUGGCGUUUUCAACGGAUGGUGGUCGUCUUAUUUCGGUCUCUUAUUCAGGCAAGAUUAGGAUCUGGGAUGUAGUUGCCGGCAAGAACCUAGGGAUAAUUAUGCCUUAUCACAGGAUUGUGACAAUGGUAUUUUCAGCAGAUUCUACACAUAUCGUCUUCGGCCAUGUCGGGGGCACAAUUACCAUGUGGGAUGUAACUACUCGUACGCUCCUACGAAAGUUUUCGCAUGGCAAUGGAGCAGUCUUAUCAGUAACGAUAUCACAUAAUGUUAUCUCGGGGUUCGACGACGGAUCUAUCAGGAUUUGGGAUGCAGAGACAGGCAGCAACGUACGAACACUUCAGCACCGUGGUUGCGUCAUUGCAGUUACAUUUUCACGGAAUAGUAAGCUUGCGGCCUCGAGCGCUGCAUAUGGCACCCUCAUAGUCUGGAAUAUAGAGGCGGGUGCUGCCGUGCAGACGUUUGAACCCAACGGGUGGGUUAAUAGGCUGGAAAUCUCAGCUGAUGGCCUGCGUAUGGCGUCAGUGUCCCCUGAGAUUAUCACGAUAUGGGAUAUUUCCUCUGGUAAUCGUCUGGAGACAACUGAAGAUGGCGCAGCGACGAGUUAUGCGGCUUUUAACUCUAAGCACUUUGUCGAGUUUGACGCUCACCUCACGCUGCGUGGAGAAUGGCUCAAGUAUGACGGCAGAGAAAUAUUGUGGCUGCCACCCGACUACCAGCCAGGAUUUAUCGAAGCCUGCAGUUCAGCAUUCGCCAUCAUUAGUCUCCAAUGGCACAAUCAUCAUUAA
Messenger RNA from Parascedosporium putredinis, 2286 nucleotides. The record is from the annotation of a GenBank genome assembly. NCBI's taxonomy places the organism in Eukaryota, Fungi, Ascomycota, Sordariomycetes, Microascales, Microascaceae.